Messenger RNA from Brassica oleracea var. oleracea, 1739 nucleotides. RefSeq names its product protein disulfide isomerase-like 1-1. Gene Ontology annotation, cellular component: endoplasmic reticulum. The record is from RefSeq and is a predicted model, not a curated record. Lineage: Eukaryota; Viridiplantae; Streptophyta; Magnoliopsida; Brassicales; Brassicaceae. The coding region runs from base 39 to 1535 and encodes 498 amino acids. The transcript has 9 exons. Gene Ontology annotation, molecular function: protein disulfide isomerase activity. Gene Ontology annotation, biological process: response to endoplasmic reticulum stress; protein folding.
GAAGCUUGGUGAGAGAGAGGGAGAGACAGAGAUCGGUAAUGGCAAUGAGAGGAUACACGUUAUGUUCGAUCCUUGUGUUCUCGUUGUUCGCUUCGUGCGUAAGAAGCAAGGAGACGAAGGAGUUUGUGUUGACAUUGGAUCACACUAACUUCACCGAAACCAUCAACAAGCAUGAUUUCAUUGUCGUCGAGUUUUACGCCCCUUGGUGUGGACACUGCAAGCAGCUAGCUCCUGAGUACGAGAAGGCUGCGUCAGAAUUGAGCAGUCAUGUCCCUCCAGUGGUUCUCGCCAAGAUCGAUGCAAGCGAGGAAACAAACAAAGAAUUUGCAACGAAGUACUCGGUUCAGGGCUUCCCAACAAUCAAGAUCCUCAGAAACGGAGGGAAAGCUGUUCAAGAAUACAACGGACCUCGUGAAGCUGACGGGAUUGUUACUUACUUGAAGAAACAGAGCGGUCCUGCUUCUUUUGAAAUCAAGUCUGCUGAUGCUGCUGCUGAGGUUGUUGGUGACAAGAAUGUGGUUGCAGUUGGUGUUUUCCCUAAACUAUCUGGCGCUGAGUUUGAUUCUUUCAUGGCCACUGCUGAGAAACUGCGCUCUGAUUAUGAUUUCGCACACACCUCAGAUGCUAAGCUUCUUCCUCGUGGAGAGUCUGUGACAGGACCUGUAGUCAGGCUAUUCAAACCCUUUGAUGAACUGUUUGUUGAUUUCAGGGAUUUUGUUGGAGAAGCUUUGGAGAAAUUUGUCAAAGAAUCAAGCAUUCCUCUUAUCACCGUCUUUGAUAGUGAUCCAAACAACCAUCCAUAUGUUCUCAAAUUCUUUGAAAUCCCUAAUACUAAGGCGUUGUUUUUCAUGAACUUCAACGGAGAAGGAGCUGAGUCUCUUAAAUCAAAGUACCGUGAAGUUGCUGCAUCCAACAAGGGACAUGGUCUUAGCUUUCUUCUCGGUGAUGCUGAGAACAGCCAAGAGGCACUCCAGCACUAUGGAGUCGAACAGAGGCAACUUCCUCUCAUCAUCCUCCAGACAGUGGAUGACAAAAAGUACCUGAAAACAAAUGUGGAGGUUGACCAGAUUGAAUCAUGGAUCAAUGACUUCAAGGACGGGAAAGUUUCUCCGUACAAAAAAUCUCAACCUAUCCCGAGUGAAAACAAUGAGCCAGUGAAAGUUGUUGUUGCUGAGAGCCUUGACGAGAUGGUCUUCAACUCUGGAAAGAACGUCUUGCUUGAGUUCUAUGCUCCAUGGUGUGGACACUGCCAAAACCUUGUUCCAAUCCUGGACGAAGUUGCUGUCUCGUACCAAAGCGACCCAAGUGUAGUCGUAGCUAAGUUUGAUGCAACCGCAAAUGACUUCCCACAUGACACCUUUGAUGUGAAGGGCUUUCCAACCAUUUACUUAAGAUCAGCGAAUGGAAACAUUGUGCUUUAUAAAGGAGACAGGACAAAGGAAGAUAUCACAAGCUUCAUUGACAAGAACAAGGACACAGCUGGAGAGACUAAGACGGAGGAAAAGACAACUAAGGAAGUUAAGGACGAGCUCUGAGGGGAGAAAGUGUGUUCUGUCUCUAAGCUGCUAGCUUAAUUAGUUUGGUAGUUUUGAGGAAAGUACACAGAAGAAGACAAGGCUUUGUGUAGAUAGACAGAAAGAGAAGGUCUCUUUAUCUAUUCAUAGUUUUAAUAUGCAAUCUGCAGAACAAUAACGACUGCUUCAUUUUUUUUUUUUUGGUCAUUUUUUAUUUUAUUUUUU